Molecule: messenger RNA, 1908 nt
Organism: Stylophora pistillata
Lineage: Eukaryota; Metazoa; Cnidaria; Anthozoa; Scleractinia; Pocilloporidae
Source: RefSeq, a predicted model, not a curated record
UUUAUUGGUUGUUAUUUAAAUUUUGCUGAGUCUAAUAAGUUUGAUACCUUAAUCUUUAUAUUCUAGUCAUCGUCAUGGUUUGCACAAUUAUUUAAGUCCAAAAAACUUAACUUUUCCUAUUGAUAUUCAGUUGAGUUGAUCAUCGGCAAAAGAUAUCAAAACAAGAAAGUCAUUCGAUCAAUUAUGGACAAAGUCGGUGAAAAGGGAAGGAGGGGCUAUGCCAACUGCGAACAUCUUCGAAAGCUAAACCGUCUGCUAGUUAUAAUCAUAAUGACCCCGGCCAAGGGAAAUUACGUUCAUAAUCAUGCUAAUUCAAUCUGUUUACAAGCGGAAUUCGACUGAAAAUAAACACUGAUAUCAUGUUUUAUGCAAAGAUUUCCAUCAGUAGACCACGGCGUUGCUUUUAGUCUGACGUUACGUAAUAAAGUUGGACCUUCGAGAGUAACAGGACAGACAAACCAAGCCGGUAGCUAAAAUGUCAUUCCUUGCUUUGUGUGUGAUGCUCCUUUGCAGUUUUGACGCUGCUUUGAGUUCUCCGGAUGAGUGGCUCGCGCAACUGAGGUAUUUGCGAUCAACAAGUGAUUCCAAGUGUCACAGUUUUGCUGAUGGCCCAUUCAGUUUCUGCUCGAAAAGUGGUUACAAUACUACGUUCAAAUAUCCAGAACAUUUGACGGACUCAAAGCUAAAUAGGACUGCCAUUUCUAUUCAACGUGUGCUGUCAACAGUCGAUAGUUGUUCCUUAGAUGCCAAUGUGGGAGAGUCCUUAAUGUGCUCCUUCUUUAUCCCACACUGUUCGGGUGGAAAACGAAUUUAUCUUUGCAGGCGGGUCUGUGGAGAGUUUUUGAAGAAAUGCAUGCAUAAAGUUCCACCAAAUAUUGCAGAUUACGCCGUCGCUAUUUGCCAUACGCUCCCAGAGAAAAACAGUGACAAGGAAUGUUUUGAGCCGCCCAACUUCAUCACGAACGAUAGCGUCAAAGGACCCCUGGACCGAGGCUGUCAAGAACUGAUUCUUCCGGCAUGUAAGAAUCUGGGCGUGUCCAACCACACUCUCAUAUCAGUGGAACAACAGAAAAUGAUUUACACGAUGUUCUACUACAAAGACUAUCAAAACCAUAACGUGGAACAAGACUUCCCGCCACAAUUGCAAGAAAUGUUUAAAAAGUAUCCUAAGUGUCAGGAAAAUAUCAAAAAGCUCUUUUGUGGAGAGUAUUUCUCGCCAUGUUUCCCAGAGGAAGGGAAAGGAUUUUACUCUAUUUGUAAAUCGGUGUGCAGCCAAAUUCUCAGAGACUGUCCCAACUUUUUCAGAAAUGAUUCGCGGGACGCCGAGUUUUGUGCCAUAUUGGGAACAGAAAAUACAACUCAUGGAUAUUGCAAGCGUACGGAGUGGCCGACGCCAUUUAGCUGGGCACGUUAUGUUCCAGAUGAGGAAGGACAGUCCACGAAAGAAGCUCCAACCGAAAGCGCCAAGUCUAAAGGUCUCCAAACAUGGGUGAUCGUGGUGUGUGCGCUGGUGGCAUUUAUCGUUAUAGGAAUUAUUAUACUUGUAGCCUUAUGCAUAAAAUGGCGUCGUGCUCCCCUGACCUCAGGGUAUAAGAAACAAGAAAACGAUUUAACCACUCUGGAGAAUUCAGUUGACCUCUGAAUGCUGGCAUCACUUCAUGCAAUGCUGAGAGAACUCAGGAAUUAUUAGAACAAUUCUCACAAAUCUUACCAAGCACCUGUGUGUCCAAACAUGGAAAACCCUAAUUAAGGAGAAAUAAACACAUUUUAAUGAUUUUCAAACCUCGUUUAGCCAGCUGAUGUUUUAGCAGUGAAAUUGUAUUAAUCCGUCAAAUUAAAACAAUUUCCAGUUUUAAAAAGUAAUGAAAGUUUUGUAAAACUAAACGUAAUAAAAUUUAGCUGUUGUAA